Molecule: messenger RNA, 1593 nt
Organism: Priapulus caudatus
Lineage: Eukaryota; Metazoa; Priapulida; Priapulimorpha; Priapulimorphida; Priapulidae
Product: MCM domain-containing protein 2-like
Exons: 14
Coding region: 1-1593 (530 amino acids)
Biological process (GO): double-strand break repair via break-induced replication
Molecular function (GO): single-stranded DNA helicase activity; ATP binding; DNA binding
Source: RefSeq, a predicted model, not a curated record
AUGGAGGCAACGAACCAGAGCUUGCUGUAUCAGCUAGCCUUUCUCUCCCACCUGGACAAAACGAGCGCACUUGAAAGUAUAAAGACUCAGUGCAAACAAUAUGUGGAUAAGAGUUCAAAAGAGGUGCUGAUCGAAACCUCCGUGUACAGAUUCGUGGUUGAAGUUUCCCCAUCUGAUUUAAUGGACGAAUGUGCUGGACUGUGUAACAAGCUGCUCAAUGAACCACUGAAGAUGGUGAAUCUAUUUCAAGAGGUUGUGCACAGCAUUGUGUCUGCGUUGGAGUUGCUACCAUCCUUGGUGUCUUGCUGUCAGCUGAUGAUAGUUGUUAGACUUGUAAGUCUUCCCAAAUUCCCGAGAAAUGACUUCAUCUGUCCACACUGUGGAGCGGAACUUCUGGAAGACGUUCACUGCAGAAUCCUGGCUGACAAGGUUGUGGCAAAUGUAGUGAGCUUGGAAGCUUUGUCACCUGGUGUAACGAACAGAAGAUUUCAGUCAAUACCCAUCUACGUGAGAGAUGAACUGGUUGCCAUGGUGACGCUCGGUGGUUCCUUCGUCGUGCUGGGCAUUCCCGUGUAUGACCACCAGGAAUCAAACCUGGGACUCGCUAUCGAAGCAAACAACAUCUUGCCAGUAACAUCGCAUUACACCGAUCCUGUUCCGGUCCUGCUUCCCGACUCUAUCCAGAGACUACUAAUAGACAGGCAUGCGUCACCAUGGAGCAUAGCAGUGAGUCUUGCUUACAUCUUUGCCUCAGAAGUGUGCCCUCCCCCCUGCUUCUUCAGACUCAAGCUGGGAUUACUACUCGUCCUAAUGACAACAGGAGAGCUGAAAAAAGAAGGAAAGAUACCACUGAGCAUCCUAGCUGUUGGCGUUAACGACACGAUCAUACACCGGUUACUGGUGUAUGCUGCAAGCUUCACAGACCGCACUGUUCACCACACCACUAGGAGCAAUCUGGUGGCCUCUGUAAGCAAGGACCCACAUGGCACAAGCACGCACUGCGUGGAAGCAGGAAGCCUGCUACUGGCACAGGGAGGAAUAUGCGUUCUGGGAGACAUCGCACACCUAAAGAGAGAGAAGGACGUGCUCAGGCAAGUGCUGGAAAGUGGAAAGCUUACUGUUACGAUCCCCCCGAAGUACAGCGAGGGUCUCCCCCAGCAUGUGCCACACCCUCUACAGUGCUGUAUAUGGGCACAGAACGACCCCACCUUCGCUAAGAAAACACCAGCGCAGCCUGGUGGCGACCUGUUCACUCACAACUAUGUUGGGGAGGAGGUAAAGACACUGGCAGAUUGCUUUGGAAUGGUGUUCUUCACGGAUAGUGUUGAUCAAGCGGCAGAUGCCUACGCCGAACAGCUGCUCAUCCACCAAACACUUUCUAGGGCUAUAGAUGGCACCUCCACAAACAAGCCGAGUACAGAGAUCACGGAAGCUGACCUCAGAAAGUUUGUAGAGAGUGUGAGGCACGGGGAGGUUGCCAUGACGAUGGACGCUGAGAGACUGCUGCAGGGAUACUACGUGGCUGGGAGGCGAGUUAGAUCCACGAGUCUCCACGGUACCCAGUUUCCAAUCACUGCAAUGUCAACUUUGUGA